AUGUCGACUGCCACGACCACCACUCCCACGCGCAAACCCAUGCCCUCGGCAUUGACCUUUGACUUACAUGCCAAGUGUUCAACAACAAAAGCACGCGCCAGUACCCUCCGCCUCCCCCAUGGCGAUGUCCCCCUCCCUAUCUUCAUGCCCGUCGCGACCCAGGCCUCCCUGAAGGGCUUGACGUACGACCAGCUCCGACAGACGGGCUGUCAGCUCUGUCUGAAUAAUACCUACCACCUUGGAUUGAAACCCGGGCAGGCGGUGCUGGAUGCCGUAGGCGGGGCGCAUAAGUUGCAGGGAUGGGAUCGGAAUAUUCUUACGGAUAGUGGAGGAUUCCAAAUGGUGUCCUUGCUUAAACUUGCCACUGUUACGGAGGAAGGUGUACGGUUUUUGAGCCCUCAUGAUGGCACACCGAUGCUGCUCACCCCCGAACAUUCGAUCUCGUUACAGAAUUCGAUCGGAUCCGAUAUUAUCAUGCAAUUGGACGAUGUGAUCGCAACCACUUCGCCGGACCGGGAGAGAAUCCAUGAAGCCAUGGAGCGUUCCGUUCGCUGGUUGGAUCGUUGUAUCGAUGCACACAAGUACCCGGAGAGACAGAAUCUGUUUUGCAUUAUCCAGGGUGGACUGGAUUUGGAGAUGCGGAAACAAUGUUGCGAGGAGAUGGUGGCGCGAGAUACACCGGGUAUUGCCAUUGGUGGUCUUUCUGGUGGUGAAGCGAAGGAGGACUUUUGCAGGGUGGUGGAUACUUGCACGGGACUGCUCCCGGAGAAGAAGCCGCGAUAUGUGAUGGGAGUGGGCUAUCCGGAGGACUUGAUCAUGGGAGUUGCGCUUGGCGCAGACAUGUUUGAUUGUGUCUGGCCGACACGGACGGCUCGCUUCGGCAACGCCGUGGUCCCGACAGGGACAUUGAACCUGCGCCACCGGUCUUUCGCAGAGGACUUCCGGCCGGUGCAGGAGGGCUGCACCUGCAGCAUCUGUCUCCCGAAGGAGCAGGGUGGACUGGGUAUUACGCGGGCAUACCUGCACCAUUUGGCGGCGAAGGAGACUGUAGGAGCACAUCUGCUUACGAUGCACAACGUGCACUAUCUGCUGUCGUUGAUGGGAUUGGCGCGACAGGCCAUCAUAGAGGACAGGUUCCCGGCGUUUUUGCGCAACUUCUUUGGGAAGUUGUAUGGAGAGAAGACUGAUUACCCGGACCACUACAGAGAACUAUACAAAAUGGCCCCCUCAGCCGAAACCCUCCCCACCCAGGAGUCAACUCCCCAACCCACUACCACCACUACCACCACCACUCCCCAGCCCAUUCCCCACGACCCAACCCACGAAGAACACCAAUACCUGAACCUAAUCCGCCGCAUCCUCGCAGAAGGCGAGCACCGCCCGGACCGCACCGGCACCGGCACACGCUCGAUCUUCGCCCCUCCGCAGAUGCGCUUCUCUCUCUCCAAACCCUCCACCACCACCUCAGAAGAACCAUACACCCCGAUCCUCCCCCUCCUAACCACCAAACGCGUCUUCCUGCGCGCCGUCCUCGCCGAACUCCUCUGGUUCAUCUCCGGCACGACCUCCUCCGUACCCCUCAGCGACGCCGGGAUUAAAAUCUGGGACGGCAACGGCUCGCGCGAAUACCUCGACAAAGUAGGCCUCUCGCACCGGGAAGUCGGCGACCUAGGGCCGGUGUACGGCUUCCAAUGGAGACAUUUCGGGGCUGAAUACGUCGAUGCCAAGACAGAUUAUACCGGUCAGGGCGUGGAUCAGUUAGCCGAGGUGGUGAAGAAAUUGAAGGAGAAUCCGUUCGAUCGGAGGAUUAUCAUGUCGGCGUGGAAUCCGAAGGAUAUGAGGAUUAUGGCUCUGCCGCCUUGUCAUAUGUUUGCGCAGUUUUAUGUCAGGUUUCCGGAUGCGAAGAGGGAUGAGAGGACCGGGGUGGUUAGGGAUGGGGAGUGGGGGAAGGGCCAUUUGGAUUGUUUGUUGUAUCAGAGGAGUGCGGAUAUGGGGCUUGGGGUGCCAUUUAAUAUUGCUUCUUAUGCGUUGUUGACGCAUUUGUUGGCCCAUGCGGUUGAUAUGGUUCCCGGCACUCUGGUGCAUACCUUGGGUGAUGCUCAUGUUUAUUUGGAUCAUGUGGAGGCGUUGAAGGAGCAGAUUGAACGCGAGCCCCUGGCGUUUCCGGAGGUGAGGAUUAAGAGGGACGAUAGGGGUAGUGGGGUUGUUGAUGGGUGGAAGGAGGAGGAGUUUGAGGUCAUUGGGUAUAAGCCGCAUAAGGCGAUUAAGAUGAAGAUGAGCGUUUAG
Molecule: messenger RNA, 2286 nt
Organism: Aspergillus piperis CBS 112811
Lineage: Eukaryota; Fungi; Ascomycota; Eurotiomycetes; Eurotiales; Aspergillaceae
Exons: 9
Coding region: 1-2286 (761 amino acids)
Biological process (GO): dTMP biosynthetic process
Cellular component (GO): cytosol
Molecular function (GO): tRNA-guanosine(34) queuine transglycosylase activity; thymidylate synthase activity
Source: RefSeq, a predicted model, not a curated record